UUGACCCCACAGGGCUGCUGUAGUCAGGCAGUCGCUUGUAGCAAACCACAGUAACAGAUAGCCCCUUCACGAACAGGUGAAAGUAGUCUUUAGCAACUUUUACUUGACCUUACUAUCUCUUCAAAACGAUUCACAGCGUGUAUUAAAAACAAAGGACCAACUUUAGUUUUACGACAUGGCAAUGAUCACCGUCCCCACCACCGCCUCCCGGUUCGCCCUGCUCCAGAUAGACUCGGAUUCAGACUCUGACGCCUCCGACGGGGGGAAGACCACCAACAAAUCCGGACGGGACUCCUCCGGAAAGCCCCGGCAAGGAAAGGCAGGAGCCGGGGGGAAAGGGGCUCAGUGCAACGACAAGAAGAAAGACAAGAAAAAGAAGAAGAAGGAACAGCAGCAGUGUGAGGCAAAUGAGCUACGUAAUCUGGCCUUCAAGAAGCUUCCUCAGAAGUCUUCUGCCCCUCCUCCCUCGAUGACUCUGUCAGGUAUAGCCGGUGAGCUCCUCAGUCCUGCAUCAGGGGACAAAGUGGCACCUCCAGAGGGGUGGCAGCAGUGGAAGCAGAAGGAUGAACAGAUAACCAGUGAGCUCUAUGAGGCUGACUUGGAAAAGGCCUUGAUUCUAAGCAAACUGGACUUCGAACAACAAAAACCGAGCAACAACACAAACGCAUCCUCGCCAAAGGCACCAGUAGGUAAAGAUGGCGGAGGGAAGAAGGACAAAAAGAAGAAUCAGCAGGCGAAAGACAAAAAGACAGUUUCACUGCAGGACUUCCAGGCUGACGGCAGUGCAGAACAUUUGAAUAAGAAGCAAGAGAAAGAGGAUGCCAGAGUGGUUAACGUAGUGUUAGGGAACGGGCAGGAGGAGCGCUUCUUCAACAAGGUGGAGGACGACGUCACUCGAAUUGUCCAACAGGAGAAGAGACGCGAGCUGUUCACCAGCCAGGGACAAGAAGUCAUCACCUCCACAGAUCAUGAACCAGAUCCCCGAGCAGAACAGCUGAAGUACGAUCUGGAGAAGAAAGACGAGGAAAUCGAGAAGCUAAAGAAGAAUAUUACACAGUGGGAGGGGAAAUACAAAGAGGUGAAAGCAAGAAAUUCCCAGCUGCUUAAGAUGCUCCAACAGGGAGAAAUGAAAGAUAAAGCAGAACUCCUUCUACAGGUAGAAGAGCUACUACACAUAAAAGAAGAACUGUCAUCACAGGUAUCAUCACUACACGCUGCCCUUGAACAAGAAAGGUCUAAAGUCAAAGGUCUGCAGUCAGAUCAACCAAAACAUCAGGGAAACAAAAGAGGAAGGAAAGGCUCGGAGAUGGAUGUAUGAAAGGUCCCAAAUGGGAAAGACCAUAACAUCAAAAUUACAUAAAACAAUGAACAAAUGAAUAAAAAGCACGACUGAUCACUA
This is a messenger RNA of Trematomus bernacchii (emerald rockcod), 1399 nucleotides long. It is a transcript of the gene gkap1, whose product is annotated as G kinase anchoring protein 1. NCBI's taxonomy places the organism in Eukaryota, Metazoa, Chordata, Actinopteri, Perciformes, Nototheniidae. Gene Ontology annotation, cellular component: Golgi apparatus. The record is from RefSeq and is a predicted model, not a curated record. The transcript has 12 exons. Gene Ontology annotation, biological process: signal transduction. Bases 176 to 1318 code for a protein of 380 amino acids.